AACAGAAGCAUCAUGUCGCGAUUAUCCAACUCCCUAAAGGCGCUGAUCAACGCCCCAGCGGCGCGACCCAACACGGUCCCAGCCCCUCGCGACAUGAAGGCCGUGUACGCGAAAAUCCAGCAAAGCGCGCAAGCGAAUGGACUUUCGCAGCCCUCAUGGGUGGCACUAUCCGCAGCAACAACAAUAACAAUGAACUCACCCGAAUCCCUAACAAUCCUCUACGACCUAGCCACCACCACCACCACCACCACCACCACCACCACCGCCCCUUCACAAACCCCAAAUUCCGCCCUCGCAACCGCCGAACUAAUCCGCGAAGUCAGUCUAAAAUGCAUAAGCUUCAACGGCAUCCCGCGCACAAUAAACAGCCUGAACGCCUUCCGCGCCAGCCUUCCAGACAGUAUAACCACCCACCUCACGACAACACCCACACGCGAACCAACACCCGCCAACAUCGAGACCAUCAAAACCCGCGGCCGCGCCCUCUGGGACUCGGUCUACCGGCCCUUCGAAUCCAAGCUCUACAACAGGCUGGCCGCCGCGCACCCGGACCUGCCCGUGCACAUCCUGAACGCGAACUACGGGGCGAUACUGUCUGAUCCCGUGGACGUGGAGCGCGCCCCCGGGCAGCAGGUGGGGAGGGUGUUGACGUCUCUGGUGGCGGUAGCGUGCUUGCGGGCGCAGACGGGUGUCGGGCCGCAGGUUAUGUCGCAUGUUUUUGGGCUGAGGAAGGCGGUUGAGGAUGGGAGUUGGGUGGGGGAUAAUGAGAGCGUUGGGGGGAGGGCGGCGGCGGAGUGGUUGGCUAGUGAGGAGGGGAAUGUUUGGAUUCUGGAGAGUGUGGAUGCUAUUGUUGGGGCUAUUGGGGGGGUUGGGGGGUCGAAUUUUGCGGCUGCGGGGGCCAGGUUACACUCAGGUACCGUUCACCAGAGUGCUGGCCAUCUGUGA
This is a messenger RNA of Aspergillus homomorphus CBS 101889, 945 nucleotides long. RefSeq lists its product as uncharacterized. NCBI's taxonomy places the organism in Eukaryota, Fungi, Ascomycota, Eurotiomycetes, Eurotiales, Aspergillaceae. The record is from RefSeq and is a predicted model, not a curated record. Bases 13 to 945 code for a protein of 310 amino acids. The transcript has 3 exons.